GAGGCAUCCGUGUUCGUAUUUGAGAAGCGAUCAGUUGAAAAGUUUCACAAACCAAAGCAUAAGGAAACUGUAACAGAAAUUCUCCGUAGAUGUCCAAGAAAUCUAGAGGAAUUUCGACAUCCUAAAUUACUUCAGGUCAUCCAUUCGGUGACAGAAUGUGCGGAAACAUUGGCUUUUGCUACUGAACCUGUAAUAGCAAGUUUGGCCAACGUUUUAGCUUAUAAAGAACAACAAUCAGCCCCUGCUGCUAACUCUCAUGCUAAUUAUACGGGAGCACAGUCAAACCUCCAACAGCCGCCAGGUCAUCGUCCAAUCCUUGUUAAAAAAUAUGAAAUGGUUUCAAUGGAAAUUAAAUAUGGCCUACUUCAGAUCAUCGAAGCACUCUCUUUUCUUCAAUGCAAUUGUAUGGUCAUCCAUAAGAAUGUAUGCCCCAGCAGUAUUAUUAUCACUAAAAAAGGAACAUGGAAGUUAUGUGGCCUCGAGUUUAUAGAACGAACUAAUACAAAUGGCUUGGAACCUAUUCAUUGUCACGCGUGGACCAAUAAAGUGUCAAAAAUAUGCCAACCAAAUCUUGACUAUAUUGCUCCGGAAAUUCAGCUGACAAAAUGCUGCAGCGUUCGAAGUGACAUGUUUAGCCUUGGAAUGGUGAUUGCUGCUAUCUACAAUGACGGUAGAUCUCUAAUUCAAGCUAACCACAGUAAUUCCGAUUACAUCAAACAAUUAGAUAAUCUUGACCAAAAUGUAGAACAUCUUUUACCAAAUAUUCCUGUAGCUCUACAUGAAGCAGUGUCUCGUUUGCUGCAAAAAGAUCCUGAGGCAAGACCUAUAGCAAAACAUCUGUCUCUGAUAAAAUAUUUCAGUGAUCCUUCAGUUCACGCUCUACAAUUUCUGGAUGUUAUCAACAUGAAAGACCCGAAUCAAAAAUCACAUUUCUACAGAAAUACGCUUAAAGAAGUUCUUCCUUUUAUUCCACGGAAAUUGUGGUAUCAACAUAUCUGGCCUUAUCUUGAAAUUGAAUCCAAAUCUCAGGAAGUAUUUGCAUCAGUACUUCAACCAAUGUUAUCAAUAAUUCAACAAAGUAAAACCGAAGAUUAUGAAAAUAUCAUUCUACCAUCUUUUCGAGAGCUUUUCUCAGCACCGAGAUCGGUUCAAGGAACUGUUGUUUUACUCGAAAAUCUACAUGUGGUUUUUGAGAAAACUCCAAGUGAUAUAGUCAACGGUGAGAUGCUUCCGAUGCUUUAUUCAUCUUUCGAAAGUCCUAAUAUUCAAGUUCAGGCUGCGGCUUUCGUAGCGGUAUCAAAAGUAAGCGAUUAUAUUGAUGAAACAUCGCUUCGAAAUAUUGUAUUACCUAAACUCAUGCACGCAUUUGAAGGAAGUACCACAGAUUCUAGGAUUCUUAUGAAUUGUCUUUCCCGUAUCAUAGAUCAGUUAGAUACUCAACAGAUUAUUGAUGAAGUGUUUCCUCUGUUAUGGGAAAUUAAACUUCAAGAGCCCGAUGCUGUCCUGAAGGUUGUAAACAUUUAUCGACUCCUUUUGAGUAACAAAAAAUAUGGACUUUCGAUCAACCUGAUAGCUACUAAAGUGAUGCCCAUUCUUCUCCCAGUCACCGUUAAUCCGUCCCUGAACCUAGAUCAAUUCACGGUACUCAUGGAGAUUCUACAAGAUAUGUUAAAUCGUAUCGAAAGAAACCAAGCUAGCAAACUCAAGUUAUCCACGUCAAGUCCUGAGAGACAUCGACCCUUAAGACACCAAUUUAGUACAGAAAAUAUGCAUGCACCUCCGUUUAAUAUCCCAGGCCUUCGUAUUGAACAAAGGAAAACAUCUUCUGCUGAAGACAUGGUGAGGAAAACUUCUAUUGGAUCCAUGUCUAUGACUGCUUCUGCUGAAAACAUGAAUCGCAAAAAUUCUAUGACAGGUUUACUUGGUGGAUGGUGGUUUGGUUCUUCAUCUUCAGCAAAUGAAGGCGGUUUCCUGAGGGUCACCAGUGCCUUCCCUAGUCGUCGACUCUCCGACAAUACCCUUAUGACUCCAAAAAUUCGCAUUGCUCCGUCAUGUUCUAGUUCUCCUGGAGGUACUCCUGGUGGUGGGUUGCCUAUAAGGCGACACUCCAGUACGGGACCACAAGAACGUCGAGGAUCUAAUGUCAAUCUUUCACCACCCACGGGCGGGAUGCCAACGACGAGUAGCAGUGUGCCAUAUCUAUUGAGUUCCAGUAUGACGAGCAUUCGUAAUUCCCGAAGACCAUCAGUUUCAUCAACAUCCUCCCAACAAGGCACGGGUCUUCUUCAACAAUUUGGCACCGGCAUGGUAAGACAACUACCCCCCAUCUGCCUCAACCUCAAUGGGAUACCAACACCACCAUCACCACAACUACCACAACUACCAAUACCACCACUCUCUCCAUCAAUCCAGCCAUUGGGACAGCCUUCCCACUGACCCUUGGUUAAGAUUGCCAAUUCUUCUCCGGUCGUUCUUAAACAAGUGGCUCAGUGGAUUUUGCGAUGUUGGUGGGUUAUUAAACGCGCAUAUUCAUCAAUACGCCAAUACACAUGUUACAACCAUCAUCUUAAAUUCAAGAAACAUCCAACACAUUGGCAUCUGUGCAUUAAUCCGUUGCAGCAUCAACGUGGUAAUUGGGAUCAUUAUCAUUCGGAGGAUGAUACUUUGACGAAUCAAGUAGCAAUCGUUGUCACACUCGACGGAUCAUCCUCGACGGAGCACAUGCGCCCCCAAUAACGUUUUAAUCAUUUUUUCGUCUUGUAUAUAUUUAAAUAUAAUAUAAAAUACUUAAUAUUAAAUGAUCGUUUUUUUACAACUAAAUUGAGCAAAAUUGAAGCAUUAACAGUUUUUAUUAUAAAUGUGUUAUUGUAUUGCAUUCUUUAUUUAAAUCAAUUUUUUAUACUAUUUACAAAACUAUCAGCUAUUUUCCGUAUUUUUUAACAACAAAGAACCCAUAGUCUGAAAACAAGCAUCACUUAACAUACAUUUACAUAAAAAGGCCUAUGUAAAAAAAGACUAAGUUUUAUGUCAUAAAUGAAUUUAUACUUUUUAUGCUCAAUUAUAACAACGAUUUUUUUUUAUAAAGAUAUGUUGCUGAAGGUAAAUAAUUUUUUUUUAUCAAUGAAAUAUUAAUUAUAAAUUUUUAUGAAUCUUUUGUUCUCUCAAAGUCACACCAAUGAGAAUAAUCAAAGACCUUCAAGUAAAGAAAGUACCCACAGACCAAUAUAGAAUUUCAAGAAAAAUAUUAUUCUAAAGACUUAUAGCCUCGGUGAUUAAUUUUUAACUCAAUAUGUAUAAACUAUACUUAACAUAUCGUUAAUCUCGUUCAAAGAUAAUUUUUUUUGUUAAACAUAGAUUUAGUAAAAAUAUCUAGUAUUUACUUGGUAAAGAAGUAAAUGAUUAUACAAUGAGACACACAAACAGCCUUAGACAUUUUAUCAAACGAAGAAGAAAAGAAUGUGCAUUGUAGACAAUUAUUUCUUUAUUUAAAUCUAUUCAAAAUCAUUUAAAUUAUACUAUUUGAAGAGAAAAUUUAAUUAUGAUUUUGACUCAUGUUGACUUCAACAAAUUUAAAAUUAAUUCUUAAAAGAAAUAAAAUAAGGACUGAUCGGAAACGGCCUGAAUUCAUCUAGUCUUAAUGUCAAUUUUUUGUUGACUUUGAAUUGCAUCAACAAUCACUAUCUCUUAAGAUUUAUUUUUAUAAUAGCGAUGAUCUCAAUCUAUGAAGGAAAAAAGUAAAUUUCAAUAUAAUGCCGAACGACCGUUGGUCGAGAAAAAUCGGUCAAUCUUAAUUUUUUAUAAAAAAUGUUAUAUAAAAAGUCUAAACAGAAAAUUAACUAUUAAAAAUAUCAAUAAUAUGAAUUUUCACAAAUUCAAAAAAAUUUAUAUAUAAUUUUU
Chelonus insularis is the source of this 3897-nucleotide messenger RNA. It is a transcript of the gene bma, whose product is annotated as SCY1-like protein bma. NCBI's taxonomy places the organism in Eukaryota, Metazoa, Arthropoda, Insecta, Hymenoptera, Braconidae. The record is from RefSeq and is a predicted model, not a curated record. Gene Ontology annotation, molecular function: ATP binding; protein kinase activity. The annotation marks the transcript as partial. The transcript is spliced from 13 exons. Gene Ontology annotation, biological process: protein phosphorylation.